This is a messenger RNA of Sporothrix schenckii 1099-18, 2982 nucleotides long. RefSeq names its product kinesin family member 22. The transcript is spliced from 2 exons. Gene Ontology annotation, molecular function: microtubule binding; microtubule motor activity; ATP binding. Gene Ontology annotation, biological process: mitotic spindle organization; microtubule-based movement. NCBI's taxonomy places the organism in Eukaryota, Fungi, Ascomycota, Sordariomycetes, Ophiostomatales, Ophiostomataceae. The record is from RefSeq and is a predicted model, not a curated record. Bases 1 to 2982 code for a protein of 993 amino acids.
AUGUCGGUCCGCGUGGUUGCACGGGUGCGGCCGUUGCUGCCCAAGGAGCUGGACAAGGACGUCAUUGUCCGCGUCGACAGCACCGAAGACGGCCGCCCGCCCAAUGUCGUCAAGAUUCCGAGUCCCAAGAACGAGGCCGAGGAGUUUGCCUUUACCUUUAACGGCGUCUACGACCAGGCCACCACGCAAGAGGAGCUGUUUAACGAAGAGGUCGCUCCUCACAUCAAGUCGCUCUUCCAGGGCCUCGACAUCACCCUGUUCGCAUACGGCGUCACCGGCACCGGCAAGACGCACACCAUGCGCGGCGGCAUGAAGCUGGCCGACCGCGGCGUCAUCCCGCGCAUUCUGAGCCACGUGUUCCGCCGGGGCAAGAAGCUUGCCAAGGACUCGGACGGGCUGGUCGACGUCGACGUGGCGCUGUCGUACUACGAAAUCUACAACGACAAGGUCUACGACCUGCUGGAGCCGCCCGAGAAGCGCACGCCGACGGGGCUGCCGCUGCGCGAAAAGGACAACAAGACGUACGUCGUGGGCCUGUCCGAGCAGCGCUGCGGCGACCUGCGCGACUUUGAGCGCCUCUACAUUGCCGCCAACCAGAACCGCGUCACCGCCGCGACCAAGCUCAAUGCCCACAGCUCGCGCAGCCACGCCAUCCUGCGCGUCAAGCUGACCCAGACGACGCGCUCCGACGACGGCUCCGGCGCCGUCGUGGCCGUCCGCGAGAGCACCGCGUCCGCCAUUGACCUGGCCGGCUCCGAGGACAACCGCCGCACCGACAACGGCCGCGAGCGCCUGGUCGAGUCGGCCGCCAUCAACAAGAGCCUGUUUGUGCUGAGCCAGUGCGUCGACGCCAUUGCCCGCGGCGAGAAGCGCAUCCCCUACCGCGAGUCCAAGAUGACGCGCAUCCUGUCGCUGGGCCAGAACAACGGCAUCACCGUCAUGAUCCUGAACCUGGCCCCCGUCCGCAGCUACCACCUCGACACCCUGAGCAGCCUGACCGUCAGCUCGCGCGCCAAGCGCAUCGAGGUCCGCGAGAUUGAGAACGAGGUCGUCUUCAAGCAGCUGCCGCGCUCCCUGGCCGCGUCGUCCUCUACCACGCCGUCGUCUCUCACCGGCAGCGCCGCCAGCUCCACCAUGUCGCUUGUCUCCUCGGCGGCGUCCACGGCGGCGUCCUCUGUUUCGUCUUCAACAAGUGGGUCUGGCCUGGCCCGUCAACCGCUGCGUGCGUUGACGAGCAACACGCACAACAUCCAGACGGGCAAUGCGGCCGCCCGGGCCGCGGCCGACAAGCCUGCGAAAGCGUUUAUGGUGUAUACUGACCACGCUGUAGCGAAACCGCCGCCUCCCCCGUCGUCGACAGCCACACCAUCCGCAACACGACCCAGUCUGCCCACAUCCAACACGGCGUCGUCCCUCUCCUCCGUGUCGUCCCGCAUGGGGCCUCUCUCCAGCCUGUCGAGCGGGCGCCCGUCUCUCGCAACGUCCAAGAUUGGUGCCGCCAAGGCGCGGCCGUCAGAGGCCGCCGAGUCCAGAACGGCAGACACCCGCACCUCGAAGUUGGCACGGCCGUCGAUCCACCCCUACUCGGCAUCCAACCUUGCGCGACCCGCACCGCCACCGGCCGCCGUUUCGGCAUCGACGCCCAUGUUUUCGGCCGAGCAGAUCGAGGCCAUUAUCGAGCGCAAGGUGGCCGAGGCCUUGGCCGCGCGCGACCAAGAAGAGCAGCAGCAGCAGCAGCUACGACAGGAGAUGGCCAACAACAACACCAACACGAUGACCUUGGCUGCCGGCAUGUUGGCCGCCACGGCCGGCAGCGCGCAGAGUGGCGACCUGCUGAGCAGCGAAGCGGUCCAGAAACGCCUCGAGGCCCUCGAGCGCCGCAUCGAGGACAGCAAUGCGGCGGCGGCGCGCAGCGAAGACGACCCCCGCACCGAAGGGCUUCGCUUCCUGCUGCUCGCCCGCCAGCACAAGGAAGUCGGCGACGACGCCGUCGCGCUGCACUACUACGAGCAGGCCCUGCCCUACUUCCCGGGCCAGGCCAAGCUGCUGUCCAAGAUUGCCAAGCUCCAGGCCAAGAUGGCCCGCCGGGAGUCGAGCUCGCCGCGCAAGAUGGCUCGGCAGCAGCAGCAGCAGCAAUUCGACCAACAACAACCGCACAAGCGCAAGCGGGCCGUGACGGCUGCCUCGACCGUCCUCACGACCCCGACGACGCCCACGUUCCGGCGCAUUGGUCGCAUGGGCGCCCGCGCGGCCUCCGCGAGCGAUAUUCCCGCCACGGUCGAUGUCGAUGUGGCGGGCGAACACGACGUGGACCACGAGGGCGACGCUGACGCUGACGCCGACGCCGACGCGGAAGAGGACGACGACGACCUGCCGGCCCCGGUCCCGGCCCUCAACUACGCCAGCGCCCCCGAAAAGUCCGUCUACUACUACUCGCCCUCGCCCCGCCGCCGUGCGGGCCUGACGGGCAGCCGCUCUGGCAGCCUCUCGGGCCGCGGUCUGUCCGGCCGGAAGGCAGCCAAGACGUCCCUGUCCAGCGGCCCCGGCUCCUCCAGCCCCCACGGCGACGGUGACGGCGCCGACGCAGACGACGAGUCCCGCAGCCGGGCCAUGACCAUGGCCGCCAUGACCCCGCGCAAAAAGAAGCUGCUCGACAUUGUCAACUCGCGCGACGUCGCGCGCAUCCGCGGGCUGCAGGGCAUGAGCGCGCGCACGGCCCGCGGCCUCGUGGCCUACCUGGAACGCGGCGGCGGGCUGGCGGGCGCCGAGCUGACCAGCGAGGACGACGACAGCGAGGGCAGCAACGAGAACAAUGACAACAACAACGACGAGGACGAUGACGUGGCCGACGCCGAGACAAUGAGCCGGUCCGCCACGCCGGUCCACCACAUUGCGUCGCUGGCCCAGCUGCGCAACGUGCCGGGCGUCGGGGCCGAGACGGUCGAGCGGGCCUACGAGGGGCUGCUUGCGAUGGCCAUCUAG